UACUUUGUAUAACCACAUGUUGCUGUGCUGAAUAUAUUGCUGCCAAGGUUGCUGCCUAGUGUCCACUGUCCUUCUCUGUUUUUGUUUAGUUCCUCUGUGAAAAGCCAGAGACAUUGAAUUAAUAGUUUCUCUCCCCACCUCUGAUAGCUGGCAUUUGCCACAUACUCUAGAGGAAAGAAAAAAGGGAUGGAAAAGAAAUAGAAGCGAAAAGGACAUAUUUCAUGAAAAGUGGGUACCCAAAAGACAGAAAUCAUCAUCUCACCCCCAGUUUACACAAAUGAAAGAAACUCACCAUGCCAGGCCUGAUCAACAAGGGGAGUCAGAAUGCUCUGCCUCUCAGUGUCUGCGAGAUCACUUCCUGUGUCAGAGGUUACACCCUGGCCCUGACAGCAUCCAUGACCUACAAUAACUUCGAGGAUAAUCCUAUUGAGGGUGUCUUCAUUUACCCGCUGGAAGAAUGCUCUACUGUGGUGGGAUUUGAAGCUAUGAUCUCCAACCAGAUAAUAACUGUGCAAAUCAAAGACAAGUCCAAGAUUGAUGACUGUUACUUUGAUUGCUGCACUCCAACUAAUGGUGCCCUUCAGAGUGGCAGUGGACAUAUUGUGCUGGAUGAGGACUUGGAGAGGACAGUGUUGGUGGUGAACCUAGGGGUCAUCCCCCCUCUGGAGACAGUCAACGUGUUGGUCAGCACCUCCUCUGAGCUGCCCACCCUGCCCAACGGGGGUAUCCGGGUCACCUCACCCACCGUGUGCACCCCCAGGGUCCAGAGGACCAUCAACGAGGAGCAGGGACUCUCCCCAAACUUCCACAACAGAGCGAGGGACAGCAGGCAUAAUUGUGCCCUGGAUCCAAAUAAGCAGACUCCUAUCACCCCCCAGCUGUACAUGGCCCAGCUGCUGGAGGAAGAGGCCAUCAACUCCAUUGACUAUGAGUUUAGCUUCCAGCUGGAGAUCAGAGCCCCGUAUCUCCUUGCAGGUGUGGAAAGCCCCUCUCAUGCCAUCCGGGCCGACGCAGACCCCCUGGCCCGCUCAGCUACCAGCGUCGUCAUCACACUGGCUGACAAGUACACUUACGACUGCCCUGUGGAGAUCAUCAUCUACCCCAGUGAUCCUCAUCUGCCUCUUGUGCUGAUUGAGGAUGGAGACAUGACACUGGAGGAGUACGAUGAAUACCUCACAGGGAAGAGUGACUACAUCAAGGCCAUCAAGAAGGACUCCAGUAAUGAAAAUAAAGUGGAUAUCAUUCGUAAGCGUCUCCACAAGGACAUCCUCCACAACCCUGCGGUUAUGCUCAACUUCUGCCCAGACCUCAAGUCCAUGACCUCUGACCUGAGGAAGGUGCAUGGAGAGUUUAUCUUCCUCAUCGACCGCAGUGGGAGCAUGAGCGGGGUCAACAUCAGCUGUGUCAAGGAUGCCAUGGUGGUGAUCCUGAAGAGCAUUGUGCCUGCCAGCCUCUUCAACAUCAUCGGCUUUGGCUCCACAUUCAAAACACUGUUUUCUACCAGUCAGAGCUAUGAUGAGGAAACAGUAACCAUGGCUUGUGAGUACAUCAGGAAGAUCCGAGCUGACAUGGGUGGCACUAACAUCCUGGCACCACUCAACUGGAUCCUGAGGCAGCCCAUGCACGCGGGUCAUCCACGCAUGCUCUUCCUGCUCACAGAUGGGGCCGUCAGCAACACAGGGAAGGUCAUCGAGCUGGUCCGCAGCCAUGCCCGCUACACCAGGUGCUUCACUUUCGGCAUCGGUCAGAGUGCUUGCAGGAGACUGGUGACUGGACUGGCUACUGUUUCCAAAGGAACGGCAGAGUUCUUGGCAGAAGGGGAGAGACUGCAGCCCAAGAUGAUCAAGUCUCUGAAGAAGACCAUGGCCCCAGUGCUGAGUGACAUUGCCAUCGACUGGUUGUUCCCUGAGACCAAGGAAGUGUUGCUCUCCCCUGUAGGCUCCACCUUCCUGUUCCCUGGGGACCGUCUGAUUGGCUACAGUGUUGUCUGUGACACCACACGCUACCAUCCCAACCCCAAGUCUGAUAAGAGGAAGCACUACAGUAUGAUGCGUUCCAAUGACUCAGCCAGCUCCGUGUUCUACCACUCCCAAGAGGAGGACCCAGGGACGACUACAGGCUUCUCUGACUGUCAGGGAACCCACAGGGACAUACACUCCAGCCCUCUGUUUGACUCCUACCAAGACUCCAUGUCAGAGAGCAGCCCUGGCCCCACAAAGCAUAACGCCAUGGGAAUGGACAGUAAAACAUCACCUAGAAGACGUGGGUAUAGCACCAACCAGAUAGUGGACUACAACCCCAACAUGAAGAAGACCUACACUCCCAGUGACCCCAGCUCUGUAGAGGGGAAGAACACGCUGAGGAGAGCUAAGGUCCAGGAGCUGAAUGGACAGACCAGCCCUGACUAUGGAGCACAGUGGAAGACUGAAUACCAGCCACAGCUGGUGAGCCUGUGUGCCACAUCUGCCACUGCCUUCAGGGGGUGCUCUACCAACGGGGCUUCUCAUAGGCCCUCCCCCCAGCAGGAGGGGGCUCCCCAGGAGGCGGAGCCAGAGCAGGCCCACUCCCCCGGCUCCAAGCUGCAGGCCAGAGCCACCAGGAGCUGGGCUUAUACAGAGCACGCCUUAGGAGGAGCCAGGAGCACCGUUGGGGAGGACGGCUCGUCCUCCACUGACCCCUCUGUCAGCAGCUUCGGAGACGCAGACUGCUACCCUAAUCAGCUGUGUGAGAUAGAAACCCCCCAGGGGCCUCCAUCCACCCCAGACCUGAUCUCAGCCCCUCAGGACAGGGACGUGGGGAAGGGGUUCUGUAAGGCUGUGGUGUCUGGCCUGCUCUGUGGGAAGCCAGUCAAGUGGCAGGUGACCUUUGACAUAAAGCCCUACCUGAAGGGCAGAGAGCGGGAAGAGAAGGUUCACGAGGAACUCUGGAAUGAAACGUUCCAUCACCUGGCUGGACGUUCCAUCAUUCAGGACUUUGAGCACAUGGUAGAUCAGGAGUGUGAGAUUGAGCAUGGUUCUGGCAGAAGAUACCGGUUAUAUGCCAUUCACACCAGCAAGGCCUGUAACAUUCUCAGUAAAUACACUGCCUUUGUGCCCGUUGAUCUGGACACUAAUGAAUAUCUACAGACCUCUAUCGACUACAUCAACACAGGUCUGAAAAGGGGCUCUCGCUCUGGGAACAGGAAGAACCGGGGUUACUCUAUCGGACUGGGACGCUCCCAGUCUGGCCGCUUGUCAGAGGAGGCUGAGGACGGACACCUGCCCACCAGUUUGGAAGAUGGGGCCUCUCCAUGUAGCACCCCCUCAUCCUCUGCCUGGGAAAGAUGCCGCUUUACAGAUGCCUCUCAGAGGAGCCCGUCGGUGACCUCAGACCAGAAGUCGGCGGAGAGCCUCUUCUCAGCCAAGCUGACUCUCAACCGGACGAGACUCCUGACCCGGGCCGCCAGGGGCUUCAUGUUUCGCUCACACAGCAAAACCAGCGACUCUGUGGGGGAGAGUGAGAACGAGAACAAAGACUACAUUCCUCUGGUGUCCUUACAGUUGGCAUGUGGUGCGUUCUGCCUGGACAGCGCUCUGUGUGAGGCCAUCAACGUGCCCAUGGACAAGCUGAAGUGGACGUCUCCCUUCACCAGCCACCGGGUCAGUCUGGGUCACCACGUCUCCCACUCAGCCAGCCGCCGCUCAAACAGCAGCGCUGCAGACGACAGCAGCGCUGCAGACGACAGCCACAGUUCCACCUCUCCAUCUCCGUUUGAGAGCUCAGCUAAGGAGCCGGAAACCAGCCUGGCAGGCCACCACCAGCACCAGCCUGGAGACCUGGUCGUCAGCAGCUACAGACAGGGGGGGCACAGCCCCUCUCACCUGGCCAGGAGUCCACGGACUGAGAGUUGGCCUGGGUCUUCUCCUUCCUUCCUGGGCAGCCCCUCCACCCCUACCUCCUCCACCUACGCCGAGCACCCUCUCUCCCCUCACUCCCAGUCAGACAGCGGAAGGGGCUCGGAGUCGGAGAGCGUGGAAACCCCCCCAGCAGCGCCCCCUGGUGGCCUGGGGUCCAGGAAGAGGCUGAAUACGGAGGGCAUGGUGUGGGCCACGGCUGUAUCCCUGGCCUGGCUGGAGCACAGCUCGGCCAGCUACUUCAUAGAGUGGGAGCUGAUAGCCGCUAAGGCUAGCAUGUGGCUCAGUGCCCAGACCAUCCCUGAAGGAAAGGACUUAGCCUCGGUCAAGUCUGCUGCCAACCAGCUCUUUAUCAUCCUCAGACACUGGGACGAGAACCUGCAGCUCAAUAUGCUCUGCUACAACCCCAACAGUGUCUGAGGCUGAUUGCAUCGCAGGCACCGUCCUCCAUCCGGACAUAUCCAACCAUACUAUGCUAACUGACUAACGCUUUAUUUACUACUAUUUAUUUUUUGCCAUUUUGAGUAUUGCCGGAUUUGUUAGUGCAGCUAUUGUGAGCAUUGUGUAGAUGAAUUGAUUCUGUUAUGAUAACUUCUAAACAUGUCAGAGGCUUCCCAGAGGCACAAACUUGCUUGUUGUCUCCCUUUGGGUGGAUACAUUCACCAGCUAUGGGUCUGAUUAAACAUGAUUCUAUUCACAUGGUGAAGGAAAUCAGAAGUGUAAGAGUAAACGUACAUAUUAGAAAAAAUAUACGUUUAUGAAAAUAUAUGUAUUGUUUUAUUUAUGUUUAAUAUUUCCAUCAUAUUGAUGUCCAAUGAUGAGAGAAUAUGCCAUAACAAUUCCCAUGAGACUUUUCCAAUUAUUUAUAUUGCACGUAAUGUGUUUGAUCGUCACAAUCAUUUCAAAAUCAAUAUUGUGAUAUAUGAACAUUUGCCUGGUCCCAGAUCUGUUUGUGCUGUCUUGCCAACUAUGGCCAAUUCCUCUUCUCAUGUUUGAUGUCUUCGUAUUGGUUCAGAGACCGUCCUUUUAUCGCUGUUUAUUUUGUAUUCAUCAGCCAUAAGUGCCUAACAAUGAUUAAACACAAACAAAGAUUGGUUAUCAGAAAUACGUAUUUAGAUGUUUCUCUGCUGUUAUUUCUCUGCUGUUAUCGUUUGAUAUCAAAUGUGUUUCCAUAUAAAAAAUGCUCAGCGUGUUUUCUUUUGUAGGUGUUCUGAAUAAUGUGAUCGAAACUUUCAAUUUGGAUGAAAGAAAUGUGAGUUUUUCUUUCCUUUGUCCUUUCCUUUCCCUUGUCCUUUCCUUUCCUUUGUCCUUUCCUUUGUC
This is a messenger RNA of Salmo salar (Atlantic salmon), 5213 nucleotides long. Its product is annotated as von Willebrand factor A domain-containing protein 5B1. The record is from RefSeq and is a predicted model, not a curated record. Lineage: Eukaryota; Metazoa; Chordata; Actinopteri; Salmoniformes; Salmonidae.